GGGCGUGGCUUCCGCGACCGGCCACGCCUCCUGAAUAAAGCGCCGCACGCGGAGCCCGAGCAGCUGAUGAAGCGCACAAGCACAGCUUUACCGCUCGUCGACUGAAGAUCCGCCGAUAUUUCCAUCGCCUCGCAUCGCUGAUGAGCUCGCAGCAGAGCCGUGAUGACCGACGUGAUGAUCAGCGCCGCACCGAUGGACGACAUGAGGCUCAGUCCCAGCAAAGAACGCCUGACCUUCCAGAUCUUUCCGGAUCCCUCAGACUUCGAGCGCUGCUGUAAGCUGAAGGAUCGUCUGCCGUCUAUCGUGGUGGAGCCGACGGAGGGCGAGGUGGAGAGCGGGGAGCUGCGCUGGCCUCCCGAGGAGUUCCUGGUCAGCGAGGAGGAGGAAGAGUGUGACGGAAACCUGCAGAACGGACAGAUGCAGAACUCUCAGCACUAGAGAGGAACCGAAUGACUCUCUCUCUCUCUCACACACACACACACACACACACUGAUUCCCAGGCACAGAAUACACGAUCACACCAACGCACACAGAACAACUGAUCCACUGGCAUCCGUUCUCUCGGACCAUGAGCCGGACUUCAAUCCCACCAGAGUGUGUGUGUGUGUGUGUGUGUGUGUGUCAGAAGAUUAUUCUUCAUGAUGAUGGUGAUGGUCUGUCCUGCACUCAUUCCUGUUAUUUACAUGCUUUUCUGAAUAACACCAAUCUUCCUGAUGUGUUUGUAUGUGGAUGUGACUGUAAAUAUUCUGAAGAUGAAUGACAGGUGAGACGUCUUUAGUCUGCAUCAGUCCUGAAUUCUGUAGGAGAACCGCAGCCGUCUUCCUUUCGUCUGGUAUAGAUGUAUUUGUCCACAGCAGGACCAUGGAUCCUGCGUCUCCGUCUGUCUGUUUGUAUGCAGUAUAUAUAUGUGUGUGUGUGUGUGUGUGUAGAUGUCAGUGUUUGUGCUGCAGGUCCGUCACAGAAUCACUUCCUGUCUGUUCAUCUGUAAAGACUCAGGGAGUUUGCUCUUAUUUUGUAUGUACGCCGCUUCCUCUCUGACUGACAGAGGCUGUAAAUAAACCAUUUGAAAGUGCUUUACAAA
Molecule: messenger RNA, 1081 nt
Organism: Cyprinus carpio (common carp)
Lineage: Eukaryota; Metazoa; Chordata; Actinopteri; Cypriniformes; Cyprinidae
Product: LBH regulator of WNT signaling pathway
Biological process (GO): positive regulation of DNA-templated transcription
Cellular component (GO): nucleus
Source: RefSeq, a predicted model, not a curated record